Gadus morhua (Atlantic cod) is the source of this 6089-nucleotide messenger RNA. Its product is annotated as myosin heavy chain, fast skeletal muscle. Lineage: Eukaryota; Metazoa; Chordata; Actinopteri; Gadiformes; Gadidae. Gene Ontology annotation, molecular function: ATP binding; microfilament motor activity; actin filament binding. The coding region runs from base 88 to 6003 and encodes 1971 amino acids. Gene Ontology annotation, cellular component: myosin filament; cytoplasm; myosin II complex. The transcript has 40 exons. The record is from RefSeq and is a predicted model, not a curated record.
AGAUGGAUAAGACUGCAGGGGAUUUCAGGUUGUUACAACUGGUGGUAUCAUUUCUUCUGCAGCUGAAGGGAAGAAAACGCCUCCAUCAUGAGUACGGACGCAGAAAUGGCCAUUUAUGGCGCGGCUGCCGUUUACCUCCGGAAGCCAGAGAGGGAGAGGAUUUCGGCCCAGAGCUCGCCAUUCGAUGCGAAGACUGCUGCAUAUGUGGCUGAUGUUAAGGAACUGUACCUAAAGUGUACCAUCACUAAGAGGGAAGGUGCCAAAGUCACCGUCAGCAUUUUGACUACAAAGGAGGAGAGGACAGUCAAGGAGGACGAUGUCUAUCCCAUGAAUCCUCCCAAGUACGACAAAAUUGAGGACAUGGCCAUGAUGACCCAUCUCAAUGAAGCCUCUGUGUUGUAUAACCUCGCAGAGCGUUAUUCAGCAUGGAUGAUCUACACCUACUCUGGGCUGUUCUGUGCCACUGUAAACCCCUACAAGUGGCUCCCAGUGUACGAUCAGGCGUGUGUCAAUGCCUACAGAGGCAAGAAGCGUAUGGAGGCUCCACCCCACAUCUUCUCUGUCUCUGACAACGCCUUUCAGUUCAUGCUUACUGACAGAGAGAACCAGUCUGUCCUGAUCACUGGAGAAUCCGGUGCUGGAAAGACUGUGAACACCAAGCGUGUCAUCCAGUAUUUUGCUACCAUCGCAGUGAGUGGUGGAGGAGAUAAGCCGGCGGAUGCAGGCGCUGGAAAGAUAAAAGGGUCACUGGAGGACCAGAUCAUUGCAGCAAAUCCCCUGCUGGAGGCCUAUGGUAAUGCCAAGACUGUGAGAAAUGACAACUCCUCCCGUUUUGGUAAAUUCAUCAGAAUUCAUUUCCACGCAAACGGUAAACUAUCCAGUGCUGACAUUGAGACGUAUCUGCUGGAGAAGUCCAGAGUGUCAUUCCAGCUUCCCGAUGAGAGAGGCUAUCACAUCUUCUUCCAGAUGAUGACCAACCACAAACCUGAGAUCAUUGAAAUGACCCUCAUCACCACCAACCCCUACGACUUCCCCAUGUGCAGUCAGGGUCAGAUCACUGUGGCCAGCAUUGAUGACAACGAGGAGCUGGAUGCUACUGAUGCUGCUAUUGAUAUUUUGGGCUUCACUAAUGAGGACAAGGUGGCCAUCUAUAAGUUUACUGGUGCUGUGCUUCACCACGGUAACAUGAAGUUCAAGCAGAAGCAGCGUGAGGAGCAGGCUGAGCCAGAUGGCAAUGAAGAGGCCGACAAGAUUUGCUAUCUACUGUCUCUGAACUCUGCUGAUAUGCUCAAAGCUCUUUGCUACCCAAGAGUGAAGGUCGGAAAUGAGUAUGUCACCAAGGGACAGACUGUACCUCAGGUCAACAACUCAGUGAGUGCCCUGGCCAAGUCUAUCUAUGAGAGGCUCUUCUUGUGGAUGGUCAUCCGUAUCAACUCGAUGCUGGACACCAAACAAGCAAGACAAUUCUACAUUGGUGUGCUGGACAUUGCUGGUUUUGAGAUUUUUGAUUACAACAGCAUGGAGCAGCUGUGCAUCAACUUUACCAAUGAGAAACUGCAACAGUUCUUCAACCACACCAUGUUCGUCCUGGAGCAAGAGGAGUACAAGAAGGAGGGUAUCAUCUGGGAGUUCAUUGACUUUGGCAUGGACUUGGCUGCCUGCAUUGAGCUCAUUGAGAAGCCAAUGGGCAUCUUCUCCAUCCUUGAAGAGGAGUGCAUGUUCCCCAAGGCCUCAGACGUUACCUUCAAGAACAAGCUGUAUGACCAGCAUCUUGGCAAGACCAAAGCAUUUGAGAAGCCCAAGCCUGCAAAGGGCAAGGCUGAGGCCCACUUCUCCCUGGUGCACUAUGCUGGAAUAGUGGACUACAACGUCACUGGCUGGCUGGACAAGAACAAGGAUCCCCUGAAUGGCUCUGUUGUUCAGCUGUACGAGAAGUCCUCUAACAAACUCCUGCCUGUCCUGUACCCACCUGUAGUUGAAGAGGUUGGCGGUGCAAAGAAAGGAGGCAAGAAGAAGGGUGGCUCCAUGCAGACCGUGUCUUCACAGUUCAGGGAGAAUUUGGGCAAACUGAUGACCAACUUGAGGAGCACCCAUCCUCACUUUGUGCGUUGUCUGAUUCCCAAUGAGUCAAAGACUCCAGGACUCAUGGAGAACUUCCUGGUUAUCCACCAGCUGAGGUGUAACGGUGUACUGGAGGGCAUCAGAAUCUGCAGAAAGGGCUUCCCCAGCAGAAUCCUCUAUGCUGACUUCAAGCAGAGGUACAAAGUACUGAAUGCCAGUGUCAUUCCUGACGGUCAGUUUAUUGACAACAAGAAGGCUUCUGAGAAACUUCUUGGAUCCAUUGACGUACCUCAUGAUGAGUACAAAUUUGGACACACCAAGGUGUUCUUCAAAGCUGGUCUUCUGGGUACUCUUGAGGAGAUGCGAGAUGAGAAGCUGGCAGCUCUGGUCAAGAUGCUUCAGGCUCUAGCCAGAGGUUAUGUCAUGAGAAAGGAAUUCGUGAAGAUGAUGGAGAGGAGGGAAGCCAUCUACACUAUUCAGUACAACAUCCGCUCAUUCAUGAAUGUCAAACACUGGCCAUGGAUGAAGGUGUACUACAAGAUAAAGCCUCUUCUGAAGAGUGCUGAAACCGAGAAGGAGCUUGCCAAUAUGAAGGAAAACUAUGAUAAGAUGAAGACUGACUUGGCAGCUGCCCUGGCCAAGAAGAAGGAACUUGAGCAGAAGAUGGUUUCUCUCCUGCAGGAGAAGAAUGAUCUUGCACUGCAAAUGGCUUCUGAAGGAGACAAUCUGAAUGAUGCUGAAGAAAGGUGUGAAGGACUCAUCAAGAGUAAGAUCCAGCUGGAGGCCAAAGUCAAGGAGACGACUGAGAGAUUGGAGGAUGAGGAGGAAAUCAAUGCUGAGCUGACUGCCAAGAAGAGAAAACUGGAAGAUGAAUGCUCUGAACUCAAGAAGGACAUUGAUGACCUGGAGCUUACCUUGGCCAAAGUGGAGAAGGAGAAACAUGCCACUGAGAACAAGGUGAAGAACCUGACUGAGGAGAUGGCCUCUCAGGAUGAGAGCGUUGCUAAGCUGACAAAGGAGAAGAAAGCCCUCCAAGAGUCACAUCAGCAGACUCUUGAUGACCUGCAGGCAGAGGAAGACAAAGUCAACACUCUGACCAAGGCCAAGACCAAGCUUGAACAGCAAGUGGAUGAUCUUGAAGGUUCUCUGGAGCAAGAGAAGAAGCUCCGUAUGGACCUUGAGAGAUCCAAGAGAAAGCUUGAGGGUGAUCUGAAACUGGCUCAGGAAACUGUCAUGGAUCUUGAGAAUGACAAACAGCAGUCUGACGAGAAAAUCAAGAAGAAGGACUUUGAGACCAGCCAGCUUCUGAGCAAAAUUGAGGAUGAGCAGUCAUUGGGUGCUCAGCUUCAGAAAAAGAUCAAGGAGCUUCAGGCCCGUAUUGAGGAACUGGAGGAAGAGAUUGAGGCUGAGCGUGCUGCUCGUGCCAAGGUUGAGAAGCAGAGAGCUGAUCUCUCCAGGGAACUUGAAGAGAUCAGUGAGAGGCUUGAGGAAGCUGGUGGAGCCACUUCUGCUCAGAUUGAGAUGAACAAGAAGCGUGAAGCUGAGUUCCAGAAGCUGCGUCGUGACCUUGAGGAGUCCACCCUGCAGCAUGAAGCCACUGCUGCUGCUCUGCGUAAGAAGCAGGCUGACAGUGUAGCAGAGCUGGGAGAGCAGAUUGACAACCUCCAGCGUGUCAAGCAGAAGCUUGAGAAGGAGAAGAGCGAGUACAAGAUGGAGAUUGAUGACCUCUCCAGCAACAUGGAAGCUGUUUCUAAGGCCAAGGGAAAUCUGGAAAAAAUUUGCCGUACCCUUGAGGACCAACUCAGUGAAAUCAAGGCUAAGAGUGAUGAGAAUGCUCGCCAGGUCAAUGACAUCAGUGCCCAGAGAGCAAGACUGCUGACAGAAAAUGGUGAGUUUGGUCGACAGCUUGAGGAGAAGGAAGCUCUUGUCUCCCAGCUGACCAGAGGCAAGCAGGCCUUUACUCAGCAGGUUGAGGAGCUGAAGAGGCAAAAUGAGGAGGAAGUAAAAGCAAAGAAUUCUCUUGCUCAUGGUGUGCAAUCAGCCCGCCAUGACUGUGAUCUUCUGAGGGAGCAGUUUGAGGAGGAGCAGGAGGCCAAGGCUGAGCUACAGCGUGGAAUGUCCAAGGCCAACGGUGAGGUGGCUCAGUGGAGGAGCAAGUAUGAAACUGAUGCUAUCCAGCGCACUGAGGAGCUUGAGGAGUCCAAAAAAAAGCUUGCCCAGCGCCUUCAAGAGGCUGAGGAACAGAUUGAGGCUGUGAACUCCAAGUGUGCCUCUCUGGAGAAGACCAAACAGAGACUCCAGGGUGAGGUGGAGGACCUCAUGGUUGAUGUGGAGAGGGCCAACGGACUGGCAGCCAACCUAGACAAGAAGCAGAGGAACUUUGACAAGGUUUUGGCUGACUGGAAGCAGAAAUAUGAGGAGGGUCAGGCAGAGCUUGAAGGAAGUCUUAAAGAGGCUCGUUCUCUCAGCACUGAGCUUUUCAAGAUGAAGAACUCCUAUGAAGAAACUCUAGAUCAUCUGGAGACCAUGAAGCGUGAAAACAAAAACCUUCAACAGGAGAUUUCUGAUUUGACUGAACAAAUUGGUGAGACCGGAAAGAGCAUCCAUGAGCUGGAGAAAUCCAAGAAGCAGGUGGAGACAGAGAAGACUGAGAUCCAGUCAGCCCUUGAGGAAGCUGAGGGAACCCUGGAGCAUGAGGAAUCCAAGAUUCUGCGUGUCCAACUGGAGCUGAACCAGAUUAAGGGUGAGGUUGACAGGAAGCUGGCUGAAAAGGAUGAGGAGAUGGAGCAGAUCAAGAGGAACAGCCAGAGGGUCAUUGACUCCAUGCAGGCCACUCUUGACUCUGAGGUCAGGAGCAGGAAUGAUGCCCUGAGAAUCAAGAAGAAGAUGGAAGGAGACCUGAAUGAGAUGGAGAUCCAGCUGAGUCAUGCCAACCGCCAGGCUGCUGAGUCCCAGAAGCAGCUGAGAAAUGUUCAAGGACAACUGAAGGAUGCCCAACUGCAUCUUGAUGAUGCUGUCAGAGCUGCGGAAGACCUGAAGGAGCAGGCUGCCAUGGUGGAACGUAGGAACGGUCUCAUGGUGGCUGAAAUUGAGGAGCUGAGGGCAGCUCUGGAACAGACAGAGAGAGGCCGCAAAGUGGCUGAGCAAGAGCUGCUGGAUGCCAGCGAGCGUGUUGGACUGCUGCACUCUCAGAACACAAGCCUGUUGAACUCAAAGAAAAAGCUGGAAAGUGACCUGGUCCAAGUCCAGGGUGAGGUGGACGACAGUGUCCAGGAAGCCAGAAAUGCUGAAGAGAAGGCCAAGAAAGCCAUCACUGAUGCUGCCAUGAUGGCUGAGGAGCUGAAAAAAGAGCAGGAUACUAGUUCUCACCUUGAGAGGAUGAAGAAGAACCUGGAGGUCACAGUGAAAGACCUGCAGCAUCGCCUGGAUGAGGCUGAGAACCUGGCCAUGAAGGGUGGCAAGAAGCAGCUGCAGAAACUGGAGGCCAGAGUUCGCGAUCUGGAGUCAGAGGUUGAUAAUGAACAGAGGCGUGGAGCAGAAGCUAUAAAAGGUGUCCGCAAAUAUGAGAGGAGAGUCAAGGAACUCACCUACCAGGUAUGUCCAAUUUACAUCUCCAAAUAUGUUUAUUAUAGCAUUUUGAUCAUAGAUAAAGGCCACAUGAUGUGGAUUUUUUCACUUUCAAAUGUGCAUCAGACUGAGGAGGAUAAGAAGAAUGGCUGCAGACUUCAGGAUCUUGUUGACAAGCUGCAAAUGAAGGUGAAGGCUUACAAGAGACAGUCUGAGGAAGCGGAGGAGCAGGCCAACUCUUACCUGUCCAAGUGCAGGAAGGUUCAACAUGAGCUGGAGGAGGCUGAGGAACGUGCUGAUAUUGCUGAGACUCAGGUCAACAAGCUGAGGGCCAAGACCCGUGACUCUGGAAAGGGAAAGGAGACUGCUGAAUAAUUCCUCAUAUUUGAAACAUCAUUCAUACAAGUCAUAAAAUAUGGCUAAAUUGUGAAAAGAAAUCAAUAAACUAUAGAACAACUUUC